AUGGUUUCCGGACGAGCAUUACAUUUUGUCUUCAAAGUUGCCGAUAGAACACUGACUGCUAAAUUUUACCGUGAUGUCCUGGGAAUGAAGGUUCUUCGCCAUGAAGAAUUCUCUGAAGGAUGUGAGGCAGCAUGUAAUGGACCAUAUGCAAACAGAUGGAGUAAGACUAUGGUGGGAUAUGGUCCAGAAGACAACCACUUUGUAGUUGAACUCACAUAUAACUAUGGUAUUACACAUUAUGAAAUGGGAAAUGAUUUCAUUGGUAUUACAAUUCAGUCCAGUGAAAGCCUAAAGAGGGCAGCAGCUACAAACUGGCCAGUAAAGGAACAAAAUGGGUUGAAGUAUGUUGAAGCACCUGGAGGUUACAAAUUCUAUAUUAUUGAUAAGCCCCAGCCAGUUGACAAGGAUCCUGUUGUCAAAGUAUCACUAGCAAGUUCAAAUUUAGCAAAAUCAAUAGCGUACUGGAACGGUUUACUUACAUUGAAGAUUUUUGAGAAAACAGAUAAAUCUGCUACUCUAGGUUUCAGCGACGAUCAAUCAAAACUGGAAUUGAUUGAUAUUGGUACCCCAGUAGACCACGCGAAGGCAUACGGCCGUAUUGCGUUCUCCUGCCCAUUUGAGGAGCAGCCAAUCAUUGAUCAAAAGAUCCAAGAAGCGAAGGGCAAGAUUUUAACACCCUUAAUUUCCCUGGAUACCCCCGGGAAAGCCACUGUUAGAGUCAUUAUCCUGGCGGACCCUGAUGAUCACGAGAUUUGCUUCGUUGAUGAUGAGAGCUUCCGUCAGCUGUCCCAAGUUGAUCCUAACAGUGACGCCGACUUAGAUAAGUACAUUAAAUCUGAUAAAUCUAGAGCGUAA
Molecule: messenger RNA, 855 nt
Organism: Pieris macdunnoughi
Lineage: Eukaryota; Metazoa; Arthropoda; Insecta; Lepidoptera; Pieridae
Source: the annotation of a GenBank genome assembly